Molecule: messenger RNA, 2667 nt
Organism: Effrenium voratum
Lineage: Eukaryota; Dinophyceae; Suessiales; Symbiodiniaceae
Source: the annotation of a GenBank genome assembly
AUGGACGCGCGACUGUGCGGUUCCAGGCGCAGCUUCCGGUGCGCGGCGCUGGCGGCGAGGCGCCGGGCGCCACAGUCCAAGCGCAGGCAGCCCAAUGAACUUCUUCACGGUGUGCCGGAGUGUGCCGGAAGCCGCGCGCUCGCUGCUGGGCUGCAAGCCCUCGCCGCUGGAAGGAAGCACCGGGCCGCGGCGCUCUUCCUGCGCGCAGAGCGCGUGGCGCAGGACCAGGCGCUGCGCGCUGCGGCGCGGCGGUCCGUGGACACGGCCGCCAUCGAGGUGCCAAGUCCAGCAAGGCGCGAGGGCUCGCUGCUGAUGCGCGAGGUGGCCCAGGGCGGCCGCGCAAGCGCGGCGCGCGCCUUCGAGGAGGUGGGUGCACCGGCGGCUGAUGCCACCGGCCGCUUUGAGCCCUGGCUGGUGGGUGGCGAGGUGCCUCGCGUUGACUGCCAAACUCCGGAGGGCUUUCAACGAGCCCUGGGUUAUGUGGCGCGGCGUGUCCCGGUGGUGAUGCUCAACCUGGACCUCAUGCCUGCAUCGAAGCGAUGGGAUGUGGAAUAUUUGCGCUCUCACACCAACGAGUGGCCAGGCAUGAACGUGCUGAGAUCUGGUGGGGAGAACCGGUACCUCUACUAUGUACCGGAGCAGGCGGACCGCGACAUGUCGGCCUUCCAGCAUGCCCCGCGCCGCGCCAGUGCCGACCUGCGGCUCUCCUUCGAGAACUUUUUGGCGGCCGCCCAGCAGGAUCCACAAGGCCGCUACUACCUGCAAGCGCCGCUGGUGCUGCGCCAGGCGGACGGCCGGGGCCUGCGGGAGACGUGGAGCCCCGGCAUCGGCGCGGAGCUGCGCGCCGACUGCGAGUCCCGCGUGGAUCGCCGGCGUUUGGAGCAGUUGCAGGACGGCGCGGCUGACGGGUGUCACUCAGCCAGCGACAUGGAGGAGCCCCCAGCGGAGUUCUUGCAGGACAUCUCGAAGUGGACGAGCGGCGGACCUUCGGAGGAUGUCUCGGAUGAGGAGAUUCAGUGGAUGCUGUCGCGGCGCCCGCUCACUGCUGUGACGGUGCAGCAGCUUGCCCACGACUACGGCGAAGCCGAGGCGCAGGCCAUGUGGAAGGCGCUGGCGGCUUGCGGCCUGGAGCGGCUGCGGCCCACGCUGCGCUGGCCCGGCGUGGGCACCCGCUGGCGGCGCUUCGUUCGCUGGGCGCAGGAGAUGGACCCGGCGCCGGACACUCCAGAGAAGGCGCUGGCAGGCUUCGCGCGGGCACUGGGGCGGGUGACCACGUACCGCGCGUUGUCGCUGGACGCCUUAGGGCUGCGGCGGAUCGUGGAGGCUCAGGAGAUCUUCCCCCGGGGGCAGCUGGAGGUGAGCCCCGAGCGGCUCACGCAGGUGGUGGAGGAGCACGGCGUCGCCAAGGUGGUGGUGGCGAGGCUCUACAUCGCCCACCUGAAGCGGCUUAUCGGCUACGACCCCUCGGUGUCCUUGCACGAUGACUGGCAGACCACCUCCUGCAUUGCCUCAGGGUACACGGGCUCGGACAAGAAGGUGCACCUCUUCGAAGUCUCCGUGCCGGUGGUGGAGAGCUGCGGCCUGCGGCUGUCGGAGGUGGAGGUCUAUGCCCCACCGCUGCUGGGGCCACGCUAUGGGCCCUCCAAGGAGGGCUGGUUCUGCUUCCAGGCCCCCGCCUUCCCGGCGGGCGUCUACUUCGACCGCACGGUGCAGCGCACGGAGCGCUACGGGCUCUACUCGGUGCCCUUCCUGCCGCAGCGGCUGCUGCGGAUGUGGCGCUUCCCCUCCGCGGCGGCGGUGGGGGAGGCGAUCGCGGCCUUCGCGCAGCGCCAGGAGGAGAUGCAGCGGCGGUGCCCCCAGGCUUGGAGCCUCCCAGAGACGGAGACUUCAAAUGCCCAGUGCCUUGUACAGCCGCCGGAGGCUUUGGCUUCUGGUCGCGCUCGCAGCUGUUUGUGGGGCCUGGCCAAAGCCGCUGUGCUGAGUUUGGAUGGGGCCGCUAGGAAGGAAAGGUCCAAAGGCGGGCUCGCGCAGGUCGCAGGAGAGAAGCGCUUCCUCCUCUUCGACCCGGGCGCUGCCGAGGGGCGUGGGGCCGAGAGGCUGUACCCCUUCCCUGUGGCGCACCCCUACGACGAGUAUUCCAUGGUGGACCUCGAGCACAUCGACAGCCGCAGCUUCCCCAAGACCGCCAUGCUGCAAAAGCGCGGGGCCGUGGCCUGCCUCCGCGAGAACGAGGCGCUCUUCGUGCCAACGCACUGGUGGCACCACGUGCAGGGUGUUGCUCCUUCCAGCCAUGCCUGGAGUAUCAGCGUGAACUUCUGGUUCGCCAUCCACAGGGUGCUGCUGGAGGGUCCCCAUCCCUUCCCUCCACAUCUGGAGCUUGAGCUGGCGCGUCACUUGGAGCUCCUGCUGUCGGAUGUGGGCGGCAGCGCGUCGGUGGGGUCGCUGGCACGGGACCUCCUUCAGGACUCGCAAGAGGAGUUCGCCCAAGAUGAGGCCUUCCUCCCCCUGCGCAACUUCGUGCUGGACCGGCUCGCCACACUGCUGGGCCCGGAAAACGUGGCGGCCUUCCUGUCGCAGCACUUUCCGCCGGAGCGUUUCCAGCGGAGCGUCGUGGCACGGGCGCUGGGAGAACAAAAGAGAAGCGCGGCGGAGCCGCGGCCUGAAUGA